Trifolium pratense (red clover) is the source of this 1878-nucleotide messenger RNA. Its product is annotated as serine/threonine-protein kinase SRK2I-like. Gene Ontology annotation, biological process: protein phosphorylation; intracellular signal transduction. The transcript is spliced from 9 exons. Gene Ontology annotation, molecular function: protein serine/threonine kinase activity; ATP binding. The record is from RefSeq and is a predicted model, not a curated record. Bases 141 to 1238 code for a protein of 365 amino acids. Gene Ontology annotation, cellular component: nucleus. Lineage: Eukaryota; Viridiplantae; Streptophyta; Magnoliopsida; Fabales; Fabaceae.
AAUAAAAGACAAAUCAAAAUUAAAAAUAAAAAGUUGACAAUGUUGCUUACAAUGCAGCAACAACAACAACCUUCUUAACCCUCUCUCUCGCUCGGAAUCUCCACAACGACGUCGUUUAAGCUUCACUAUCUCCGAUCUCGAUGAAUCCUCCUCCUCCGCCGUCGUCCAUGUCUACCGGAGCAACCAUUGAUAUGCCGAUCAUGCACGAUAGUGAUCGUUAUGAUUUCGUUCGUGAUAUUGGAUCAGGGAAUUUUGGUGUUGCUAGACUCAUGAGAGAUAAACAUACUAAAGAGCUUGUUGCUGUUAAGUAUAUUGAACGUGGUGAUAAGAUUGAUGAAAAUGUUAAGAGAGAAAUAAUCAACCACAGGUCUCUGAGACAUCCUAAUAUUGUCAGGUUUAAGGAGGUAAUUUUGACCCCUACUCAUCUGGCUAUUGUAAUGGAAUAUGCAUCUGGAGGAGAAAUGUUUGAACGAAUCAGCAAAGCAGGACGUUUUACUGAGGAUGAGGCUCGUUUCUUCUUUCAACAACUCAUAUCUGGGGUCAGCUAUUGUCAUUCAAUGCAAAUAUGUCACCGGGACCUGAAGUUGGAAAAUACUUUGUUAGAUGGAGACCCAGCACUUCAUUUGAAGAUUUGUGAUUUUGGAUACUCCAAGUCUUCGGUGCUUCAUUCGCAACCAAAGUCAACUGUGGGAACUCCAGCAUAUAUUGCUCCAGAAGUACUGCUGAAGCAAGAGUAUGAUGGAAAGGUUGCAGAUGUAUGGUCAUGUGGAGUAACCUUAUACGUGAUGCUAGUGGGAUCAUACCCCUUUGAAGAUCCCGUUAAUCCGAAGGAUUUCCGGAAGACAAUUCAGAGGGUUCUCAGUGUCCAGUAUUCCGUUCCAGACUUUGUUCAAAUAUCUCCUGACUGUCGCGACAUUAUAUCAAGAAUAUUUGUUUUUGACCCUGCAGAGAGAAUCACCAUUCCAGAAAUAAUGAAAAAUGAAUGGUUUCGGAAGAAUCUUCCUGCCGAUUUGGUGAAUGAAAAGGUAUUGGAUAACCAAUUUGAAGAGCCAGAUCAACCCAUGCAGAGCAUGGAUACAAUCAUGCAGAUAAUUUCAGAGGCUACCGUACCAGCAGCUGGGAUCUAUUUAGACCAGUUUAUAUCUGAUAACUUCGACGUGGAUGAUGACAUGGAUGAUAUAGAUUCUGACUAUGAACUUGAUGUAGAUAGCAGCGGGGAGAUUGUAUAUGCCAUAUAAUUUAAUCAUCAUAUUCAUAGAGACUGCAUAUUGAAAAGGGAAGCAGCUUAAUAUUGAGCUUUAUGGCUUUCUCAACAUCAAGGAUAAAGAAAAUAUUCUGAGACUAUUUCCUGCAGAUUGGAUGAUGCACGAAGUUCAUCAUGUUAAUUUAUAUGUUGUAUGCUUUUAUGGAACAGCCAAUGUCCACACCAGUUAUCAGUGUCACUUUUGUGAGUCGAGCAACAUGUUUUUUAUGUGUAGGGAUCCGCUGUAUUUCUCAAAAGAAAGUUCCACUACUAUGAUUUAGGGUGUAUAGUGACAUAUUUUUAGAAUUUAUGUCAAUGAAGUUUUUAUACACCUAAAAUCAUGAUAAUGGAGUUCUCCAAAAGGGGAGGAACAAACAUUGGGUGUAUAACAUUAAGAUAUGUCACAAAUGGAGGGGACCUCUACUUGUUUUCUACACUCUAAAAGGGUUGUUGGUUGAGGGAAAUGUCUGUUACCUUUUCCCUCUCAUUAAAUACGUUGUAUUGUUGUAUACACAUUAGCCUUUGUUGUGUCCUACAAAUUAAGGGAAAUCUUGUUUGAACUUCCCUGCAUAUGUACACAUACUCUUCAUAACCUUUCUACCUAGAAGUUCUCGUGUUUUUACUGUGAUGUAGUA